Messenger RNA from Meira miltonrushii, 1464 nucleotides. RefSeq lists its product as uncharacterized. NCBI's taxonomy places the organism in Eukaryota, Fungi, Basidiomycota, Exobasidiomycetes, Exobasidiales, Brachybasidiaceae. The transcript has a single exon. The record is from RefSeq and is a predicted model, not a curated record. Bases 1 to 1464 code for a protein of 487 amino acids.
AUGGCAGAGGCGGGACCAUCUACUCUUCAAAAUGAGGUAUCACGGAGAAACUUUGUGCUCAACUCUCCACAUUACACUGCUUCUCCGUCUUCAAAAAGACGAUUUACUUCCAUAGAGCAAGAUGAAGAGGAAGAGGAGGACGUGGAUGAAAGUGGACAAUUUCCUAAUGACGGUAGCACAACAAUAAUCGAUCCAGCCAGAUUUGAAGAAGAACAAAGACAAGAACGUGAACGGUUAUUACAGGAAAUCGAACGCGAGACUGCACUCCUACAACGUACAGAAGGAAAAGCUGCAUCACUUCGAAAAGGAAUAGACAAGACAACGACAAAUAAUCCGCAAAACAAUAAUACCGGUCUUAUACCGGGCAUAUCAGCUACGCUCAUACCGGAAAAUGAAGAGGAACUCGAAUCGCUGGAGGCAAUGCUGCGUGAGAUGGAUGAUGGAGCUUUGAGUGCGCUUCUCACCCAUAAUAUACAGGCUAAUACGUUGCGAGAUCUGCUCCCUCUCCUACCGAAGGAAGCACCGCCGACGAUCUUGCCUCCUGCCCGUUCGGCUGGAGCUGAAGCAUCAGGAUCAGGCUUGCAAGUUGAUGAAGAAGUGAGAGCAUUAGCCGAUGCAAAUACGGAAGAUUCACUCUAUCGAUUGGUUGAGGAAACCUUGCGGGAAAGAUUAAAGAGAGGUGAGGAACUGGCAAAGGCAUUGUCUACAUUUACGGGUAUCAGACUGGAAAGCGUUGAAAGUAGCGAUCCUAAACAGCAGCAAGUAUCAGAGCAAGAGUGCUCGAUUCGUCAUAUCACGAUUCGCGGUAAACUACUCGGUGAUCUUGGUGCGAUCGUUUUGGAUAUGGAUGUAGAAGAAUCACAAGAAGAUCAAUUGCCACGAAUAAUAACGCUAGAUAUUGAAGUGGACGAUGCGGUUUACUUUGCCAUUGGAGCGGAAAAGAUCAACUUUUAUGUUGAAUCUGUCAAUUUACCUGCUGUUUUGCUCGCCAUUCAAGCGAUGAUUCCGAUCGCUGUUAAUCGUUUUCGCCUUUUUAACAUCCUUUGCAAAUUGUAUCCUGAUUUGACAGCGCGAAAAGUGCAAGAAGUGCAAAUUCUUGGGAUGGAUUCUAAACAAGUAUCCUCAAAUAUAGGGCGUAAGAGGAAGGUUGGGGAUAUCUUGAGCGCUCUCCCACCUAUUUCGCGGUUACUCGAUCCAGAAAAGAUGGAAACCCUCAGCUUAGAGAACUCGGCUGGGGCCAGACUGGAUAUCAUCUUUCGCAUCCAAUUCAAUCAAUACGGACAUGCAAAUUCUCUUAUAACUAUCAAGCCAAGCAUACCGGAAGAAUAUAUCAAAGAUGAAGACGUACGGGAUUUCAUUGACGAAAUGCCUAAUAACUUUCAUCAUUUCAUCACGCAUAGACCAUCAUACAUUGAUAUUCAUGGUGCCUUGGUGGCGGUGAUUGAUUCUUUCUUUCGUCGUUGA